This is a messenger RNA of Thrips palmi, 5922 nucleotides long. RefSeq names its product zinc finger protein 208-like. The coding region runs from base 513 to 4595 and encodes 1360 amino acids. The transcript has 5 exons. NCBI's taxonomy places the organism in Eukaryota, Metazoa, Arthropoda, Insecta, Thysanoptera, Thripidae. The record is from RefSeq and is a predicted model, not a curated record.
GACGGCCGCACCGCAACCGGAAACGUAUCCUCAGCGCUUCUAGUGGGUGCUUGGGGAUGCCAAGCUUUUACGUACCUGUAACUGUGUCCUGCGCUUUUGUGCCAAAUACCUUCAACUUAGCCGAGUACUCGCCGAAAGUACCGUCUCGGGGAUCGACGGUCACAGCACGCUGCUCUGGGCGUGCGUUUUCGUGAUUGUCCGAGCUGCCCACUUGUUGUCUAACCCGUUCCCUUGAGCGUGUGCGCUGUGCGCUGCCCCAGGGAACCAGAAUUGGACUGCAGGAAGUUCUUCAAAUUAUCUUGAUCGGAGAAAUCGCUCACUUUCUGCAAGGACUAGAGCUCAUCAUGAUUCACUCAUCAACUACAACUCGAAACACUAGGAUUAUUUAGUGGAUUAGAAUCACUUUAAAGUUUUUAGUUCAUGAGCUGAAUUGAUAAGUCUGCACUUUUUCAUGCUGCUUAUGCUCCUAAACAGUCUAUCAACCUUAAUUUUUAUUCAUAUGUGUGUGAAGCAUGGCACCAGUAGGCAAAACUAUUCCCCAUGAGAAUGGGUUUCUAUCGAAAGGUGAAAAUGGUCACAGCAAUGUGUUGGGUGAGGGAACUAGACUGUUUCCUGAAGGAAUCUACAUUAAAAGCGAAGAGGAAGAGGAACCAACCUCUUAUGUCGCAAUGAAUGGGGAUGAAGGAGUGGUCAUCAAGACAGAAGAAAUUAGUGAUGAUGAAUAUGAGAAAUCUGAUGUAGAUAUUUUGGAUGAUAUCAAGUCAGAAAAUGAAGAGGGUAGUGACAAGUCGAGCAGCCAAGGAGAUGACAUCACAGAAGAACCUGGGAAACCUUUGUUGUGUAGAGUUUGUGGAAAGCAAUUUACAAGAGCUUUUUAUUUUAACCUGCAUGUCAAAACUCACGAAAUUUCAAUUGCGAGUAUCCCUAACAAGCCACAUAAAUGCCAGGAAUGUGGUAAAACAUUCGCUCUACUGCAGCAUCUGACAGGACACUCAAGAACUCACAUUGCAAGCAGAUAUUUUGAGUGCCCCAUAUGUCGAAGGAAAUUUACAGAACUGUCAAAUCUCACCAUGCAUUUGUUGAAAACGCACCCUGAUGAAAAACCUUACAAAUGCUCUGAAUGUGACAAGCAAUUCACACAAUCAUCGGCUUUAAAGAAGCAUAUGAGAACUCACAGUAGUGUUAUGUCACAAGAGGAAAUUGAUCGAAUUGAUAUGUUGUUUUAUGUUGAAAACUGCCAUGAGAAAGAUGGAGAUGAGCCUCUACGGAAAAAAAUCAAACUGGAAAAAGAAGACGAAAGGACUACCCCAACUAAAGAAACCUUCAAGGAGAAGGGAAGACAGGAUGACAAAUCUCCACCAUCUAAAGGAAAAUCUCCAGCCCAGAAAGAAAAGUCAAUAUCACCUAAGAGGAAAUCCCCUGCAAAGAAUAAGGGUUUUCAUCUUAAAGCUGCCAUGGUUGAAAACCCAGUUGUUGAAAUCAAAGAAGAAGAUGUAUCCUCUGACAAUGAGCAAACACCCACUAGCAUUUCUUCAAUCAAAGAGAGAGUACCCUCUCAAACUAGGAUUAACACUCUUUCCCCAGCAUUGUCACCAAGUUCAGAUACCUCCGCCGAAUCAAGAGAUUUGUCCAAUCUAGACUACGAUGUUCCUCUGUCAGGCAUGUCACCAGAAGUACCCGCUUACAUUGGAGUACUGGCGGCAAUAGAAAAUGACAGCUCAUCGUCAUCAAAUUCAUCUUCAAACAUGGAGGAUACUGGCACGGAGCUGACAAAUAUAAGCAAUGCGAAGAACUUGUCACCUUUAAGAAAUGGUGCACCACAUAAUAAAGUACUUAGCCCUCAUUCGAAGGCCAUGUUACCAACACUUUGUCAGCAAAAUAGUGAUUUGUUUUCAACUAAAUCAUCUCCUCUUCAGUUAUUGCCAGAAACCAAUGAAAAUGGUAUGGUUACUGUGGUAAUCAAAGAAGAAGUUGUAAACGAAAAUGAAAAUGUAGCACUAACCUGCAAUGGUGAUAAAAAUUUCAAAUCCAAGUCUGCUGCAUUUAUCUCUCCUGAUAAAAAUAAACCCAACUGUGUUUUAGGGCGAGAAGGCAAGAAAUCUGAUAAACGAGAUCCAGUACCCUCCAUAGAGAAGCCUGAUGGUGUGUAUGAAGUGCAGUACAAGUGUCAUAGAUGUGAACUGUACUAUGAUUCUGAAGAAAAACUUCAUGAGCAUCUAAUGGAUCACACUGGUGUUAAGCUGUGUGAGUGUCGGUUUUGUGGUAAAGAUUUCACCAAAAUGACUUCCCUGAAAAGGCAUUUGUAUUAUCAUGUUGCUGGAACCAUUCCUCAAGAUUGUACAAGAUGCGGCAAAUCAUUUUCAAGCUUCAAAGAUUUAAAGGAUCACUGUGCAAAUAACAAAUGCAUUGCUGCUGCUAAGACCCAGUUCAAGUGCUUUCGGUGUAGAAAAAAUACAUCGUCAUUGAAAAGGCUAAAAGUUCAUCUUUUGUCUCAGUGUAAUGAAGAACCAGUGCAGUAUUACCUUCCCAAAGAAGGAAGUGAUAGUAGUUCAGCUGAAGUGGAUUCUGAUGGUGUUUCAUCUAAGGACACUGCUUCAGGGGAAAGAGAUAAAGAUGACUCUGGAUUCUCACAGCUUUCAAGUAGGUGGGUCAAUCAAAAGUUUGAGAAAGCAGUCCCCAAAGAAGAUCCCGACAUGCAUGCAUUAAAUUUGGAAGCUGAUGAUAUAGAAGCGUUGCAGAUUUUAAGUGAAGUGGACAACUCAAGUCCGUCAGAUGAAAUCUGGAACUAUCAAUGUGUGAGCUGUGAAGAAAAGUUCGAAACUGCAUUGAAGGCUAAAGUUCAUUCCAAGGAAGAAUGUCUGGCUAGGUCUGGAUCAGAAAGGUCAACGGAGAAAGAAACACUGAAAAUCAAAGUCGUAUUCGAGGAAGAUGAAGAUUUACAGUGCUCCUUGACUUGUUCUGAGUGUGACAAAAAAGUUGUUGGAGUUGAAAAGAUGCUUCUUCACAUUAAAGAGCAUAUUUAUCAACGAAAUAAUCUGACCUGUCCCGUACUGAAGUGUGGAAAGCUGUUCAAAGACCCAAAAGAGUUUAAACUUCAUCUUAAAGGUCACACAGGACAUAAGCCUUUUAAGUGUGCUGAUUGCGGAAAGCGCUUCUUUUUGCGUGAAAACUAUGAGAACCAUGCACAGAGACAUGGCAUUCUCAAGAAUUGGAGUUCUUUGAAUACAAUUAUUGGAGAAUCGGGUGUUAGCAAAAAAGCUGCAUGUGCCAGAAGCCCCAUAACUAUAGAGUCGACUAUUGCCAAUUUAGAAGCAGCUGAACCUGAUGUGGAUAGGAAGCUGAGGUGGACUCCCCAUGCAACCUCCCAACCAAUUAGUGAACGUGAUGAAUUCAAACCUUCCAAAAGCAUAAAGGUGGAAAAAAGCAUAAAGACGGAGAAAAAUAUUAAGACGGAGAAAAACAUUAAGACGGAGAAGAACUUUAAGACGGAGAAGAACUUCAAGACGGAGAAAAACUUUAAGACGGAGAAGAAAUCUUCAACAAACUUGCCUGCUGUCUAUAGACAGGCCAAUCAUGCUGUGUACAAAUCUAAGCCAGCCAUUCUCAAACCUUCACCAAUUGCUAAUAAAGCGCCUGAGAAUGUCAAUCGAUCUCCACCGCCUAUGAUUAGAGCUGCUGCUCCUAUGAUCAGAACUGCCGCUCCUAUGAUUAGAACUGCUCCUCCAAUGAUUAGAACUUCUGCUCCUAUGAUUAGGACUGCUCCACCAAUGGUUAGGACUGCUGCUCCUAUGAUUAGAACUUCCGCUCCUAUCCACAGAACUGAAUUAUCUAUCCAUAGAUCUGGGGUUCCUAUUAAUCUAACGGUCAAUAGGCCAGUACCAUCUCUUAUUAGAACUGGACCUGCUAUCAUCAGACCCAUCAGACCUGUGCCUACUCUAAACCGUGCUGUGUCUCCUGAUGAGAGACCAAUUCAUACUUCUGCAGGUUUCUUAUCUCUGACAUCUGCUUUCCCUGUUUCUCAAGCAAGAUCAUUUGCAAUUACAUCACCGCCAAGCAGCAAGACUGUAUUCUCUGUUGCAAAUGUCUCUACAGCCAAGUUUGGAUUGAGUCCGAAAAAUUCCAAUGGACGCGCCCAUCCUCCAUCCUACUAUCGCGUGUCUGAACACUCCAGGGCUCAUAUUCAAGCCGCAAAUGCAGAAUUGAGGAAGUACCCUCGGUCGGGUCGUUGCGAAGUUUGCAAGAAGAUUUGCUCUCGCCUGGACAAGCACAUGAUGGUACAUCUCAACCAGAAACCUCAUCUAUGCCCAAUGUGUCCUCAAGCUUUCAGGCAAAGUGAGCAUUUGAGGCGCCACAUACGAGCAAGACAUGAAGGCAACCAUCGACAAUUUGAAUGUCCAAAGUGUCAUAAAAGACUUACUAGGAAAGACAAGCUAAAGGAGCACAUGAAAAACUGCAUUCGUUUGGAUGGUGAUGUUAAUAUUAAUAGUCCUUUAAGUAAUUAUAGUGAUGAUAGUCCUGUUACUCUUGGUGAUAGUUUGUUUGACAUGAUACCUGGUCCACAUCAACUCAAUUUGCAAGGUCACAGUGUGGAAUGAGGUCUACAGCUACCAUUCUCUCUCUCUCUUUAUAGACUAAGAUUUUUUUAAAAGUGUAAUUUCUUACCCAUUAUUUUUUCUUUUUAUGAUUUUCCUUGUUUUGAAGGAAUUGUCCUGUUAUUUUAUUUUUAACUGCAUUCUGACGUACUGGUUGCUUGAUCAGAUGCAUUCUUUUCUGAUUCAGUGCUCAUAUGAAAGGUUGUACUUCAUAGGUUUUGUAUUGUUUAAGUGAGUAUUCUUUAAUAUGAUUUAUAUUGUAAGGAACAGUUCCAGUGAAUGUGAAAUGACCUCUUAAACUAAGGUCUGUUCUGCUUUAUUUUGUAAUGAAUUCUGUGCAUAAAUAUCCUUUCUGGAAACUUCACAUGUACAAUGAUUUCUGUUUGAUCAGAAAAUCUUGCUCUGCAUGAGUUAUGGCACAUGAAUGGUUUUGUACAGACCUAGUAUACUUUUCUUUUUUCAAUGCAUUUUUCAUUUUGUAUUAAAACUAUGUAUUCAUCAUGUCUGUUGUAAUUGAAUUGAAAGUUAUCAGUUUUAGUCUGAUGCAGAAAUGUAUAGUUCCUAUUUAACAUACCUAUUAAUGCCACUUGUUGAUUCUGAUUCCCUUUGAUUAGUUAUGUUCUCAUCAUUAUUAUUGUUGUAGAGGCCUUAAACAUUACUCUGACUAUAAAGUGUUCCAUUUUUGUGUAAAGUAGCAUCACUCCAAUGUCACUUUCUUUUUCUAAAAGUAUUUCUUGUUUUUAAACUUUUGUUGUAUAGUCUUUCAAGUGUCAUGGCUGUGCCAGUGACCUGGUUAACCUUCUGUUCAUUUGCUGAAUUUAGCUUUGGGAGAUGGAUAGAUCUUUGUGGUGAUCAUCACUGAAUUAUUUUGGAGUAAUGCCUGUGUAACCAGUUCACUUUGUGACACAGAACUGAACAGUGCUGCUUUGUAUGUAACUGCUUCUGUAUGAGGCUAUUUUCCCAAUUUUAAAAUCUUGUGGCGAAUCACCAUUAGGUGUUGGAUCAGAACCCUGUUUUGGAUUUUAACAAAAGCUUAGAUUGAGGCAGUGACAAUGUCAAUGCUGUAUAUUUUAGGUAUAUUGUGAUUUUGUAGCUGAUAAUUUUGUGGAUUCUGUCCCUUUUGUUACCAGUAUUGUAAUUUUACAAUUCUUUACUAAUAUUGUUUUGUAGUUGAUUUUCAAAGUGUCAACCCAGUAAUCGGACAUCAUGCCAUUGUAGUUUUCUUUGUUCAAAAUUUUAGAAAGCAAGUCUGAUUAAUGAAUAAAGUUGCUCAGGCAAAUGAUCUGAUUUGUAAGUUUUAAGUUAGGUACAAAUAAAAUUGCAGAACUUA